AUGUCUCAAUUCUUGGGGGAUGACUUGGGAAUGCACAAUUUGGAUAAGGAGAAAGUAGCACCAAAUAUUUCUGGGCUUUGUAUGCUCUUUGCUGCAACUGCGAAACUUCUUGAUAUCAAGAAAGAAGGAUCGCAGCACUGCGCAUCCAUUAAAGCGGGCAAUGACAGGCAAGCAUGCGGAGGGCAAUCCGAGGACUUUGAGGACAAUAGAACGAGGAGUAACAACCAGCUUCUGAUGCGGAAUGUUAUACUGGUAGUAGUCGAGACAGCUUGCCGACUCGUAACCUUGCUCCUCUCUUCCAAAGACCACACCCAAGGGCAUCACAACGACCCAAAACAAGACUUACACUUCGGCACACCAAUUCCAACGGACGACGACUCCAAAUGCCUCGAUAGGCCUCGCAACGGCAUCUACUUUGAUCACCAAUCGCAAGACAGCAGCGCCUUCGGUGUCUUCCCCAUCCAUCCGCCAUCUUGCGACAACGGUCUGAUCGCCCAGCACGCAACCUCACUACUCAGCGACAACACACAUCACUUAGGAAUAAGUGCCAUCAAAUCAACCGAGAAGUACUGCUUCAGCAGUGGCAUGGAAUUGUCCAGUCUUCUUUCCGGCCCCGUAUCGUCAAACGCACAAAAUCAACUUCACGACCCUGCUGCUCCUCACUCGCAUUCGUACCCAACCCGACACACAAUGACCGGCAUGGAUGCGCGCACUGGAGCUCAGAGAAUGGCUACACCACCAGCGACAUAUGCGAAUGGUCAAUCCAACUCUACAACUCCACACAAUACGAAUAUGUCCCCAUUCGGGAGUCCAACGCCUAAGAGUGUCGCAUUCGAACUCCUCUUCCCCGAAUCGCCUCAAUAUCGCGCGCGCCUUCCUAUGCGGGUGCAGAUAUUUCCUCAUGAUACAACCGAUUCGAUUAUAACUACAGUCAAGAACUUCUAUGGUCUUUAUGCUCCUCCUGGCGGUGCCAAAGGAGUCAGCUUCGAGGAUGAGCAGGGCAACACCCUGAUCGCUCGUUACGAGAACCUUAGAAACAACAUGACUGUCUAUGUUAGAGUCAUUGAUGAACCUUCACCACCUCCAGGUGCUUACGGUCCAUCAUCCUAUCAUUCGGGAUCGCCUGUUAUGCAACAGGCCUUCUAUCCCGGCGAUGGCCACCAUAUGCCACCUCCACCCGCCCAGGCGCUCAGCUACGGGCAACCUCUAUCUAGACCUACGUCGAGGACUUCUCGCAAGCGUAGUACAUCCCCGAACAAUCGCGGUCGUCGGAGCGAGUCUGCGAGCACGAAUCCACUUCCGAUGAAGAAGAGUGUGUCGCGGUCGGGUUUCAAAAGCCGGGGGUCCAGCGCUCACGGUAGCUUCGCAGACAACCACAGCGAUGGCGUGAAUGGGUACAGCAGUGGUGAUGGGGCUCCUGGUUCCGUUUCCAGCAGAACCAAGAGUGAGCACCUGGGCAAUACCGAGAUUAGUUUAGACAAUAUUGUGGAAGGUGGGCGUCGCAAGAGAGCCAAGUUUGAGAGUUCAGAACUGCCAUUAUUUGCGCCGCCUCAAAUGCCUGCUGCAACCUCAAACUCCUCCGUUUCCCCAGCACGUCGAAUGGAGCACCAGAGGGCUUCAUUCCCUUUCACACAUCCUUCACAGCAUCCCUUCUCCAACCCACAAUCAAUGCAUUCUCCUCAAAGCUAUAGCAAUGGAUUCGGACAACCUGGCAUAUACUCUACGCCUGCUGCUCAAGGUCGUCGCACUCGCGGGGCCGGGGAUUAUCCAGGUCGACAAUCUCUCGGAGCGACGCCAACUGGCAACAGCUCCGGGAUACUUCCUACACCCGAGCCAACAGUAGGCAGCUGCAUGUCAGAGGAGGAUAAAGAUGUUGCUCUGCAACUAAUGAGAUUGGGUGAAAUGUCAAACAUUUCUCACGGUCGCACAUCUGCCUCUACUCUGGAUGAUACGUUCAGCGGACGAGCUGAUGCUGCUUCUUCCACUGGUGCUACAAGUGACGAGGAUAGUGAGAGUGAGGAUGAACUUCCGCCUGCUCGCCGACAGAAGCGCGAGACAAGCCCAAUUCUACCUCCAGGUCAUAUCAAGAAAUCCCGUCUUCAUCUCAAUGACAUCUUGCCAAGUCAAGAUAGCACAGAGCCAAGCGGAGACGAGGCUGACUACGAAUUCACCCCUGGGAAUCAGGAUGUGGUUAUGGAAGAUACCAAGAUUCCAAAGCCCAAGAGCAUGCCAUCACUCAUGGGGAAGCCUCGCGCCAGUGCAUCUGGAGCCAAGGUCAACAAGUCCAGCAAGCCAAAGCCACAGCGACCUGGCCAGAUUGUCAAAUCCAAGAAGUCUGUCAGCGCUCCUGGCAGCGCCAAACCCAUAUCUCCUACUUCAUUGCCCUCCCAGUCUCGAAAAACAUCCAAUGCUUCCAACUUGAACUUCCAGCAUCAGCUUGGCGAGGAUGAGGAAGACCUGUCUUCCAAACCCCGUUGUCAACGAUGCCGAAAGAGCAAGAAAGGAUGCGAUCGUCAACGCCCAUGCCAGCGCUGCAAAGAUGCUGGCCUCAGCGCGGACCAGUGUGUCAGCGAGGAUGAGGGAAAUGGUCGCAAAGGACGCUAUGGACGCCAUAUGGGCGUUCCCGUCAAGAAGGACGAAAAUGGCGUUGACGUUGAUAUGGUCCCCAGCAUCCUUGCAGGGGGCCAAGGCAGCCCGGAUAAGAGCAAGAAGAGAAAGAGGUAG
Lachnellula hyalina is the source of this 2724-nucleotide messenger RNA. RefSeq names its product putative transcriptional regulatory protein. Lineage: Eukaryota; Fungi; Ascomycota; Leotiomycetes; Helotiales; Lachnaceae. The record is from RefSeq and is a predicted model, not a curated record. The transcript has 6 exons. Gene Ontology annotation, molecular function: zinc ion binding; DNA-binding transcription factor activity, RNA polymerase II-specific. Gene Ontology annotation, biological process: regulation of DNA-templated transcription. The coding region runs from base 1 to 2724 and encodes 907 amino acids.